AUGAAAAAAUCACAAAUAACAUUUUUGGAGUAAAUUUCUUAAUUAUCUUUCAAAUAAUACAAUAAUAUUUAAAUAGGUGUGAGUUUCAUAUCCAUAAUAGGUUAUGAUUCAUCAAUUAAUAGAAAUAAAAAGAUUUAAACUAUGUAAGAGAAAACUACUAGUAGAUUAUUAGGCAAAAUGUGUUCUUAAAAAUUUAGAAAUAUAUUAUUUGAUGUCAGUAUAAUUAAGGCAUAAUUUAAUAUAUAAAAAAUAGCUUUUAAAAUAUCAGUUUGGCAUUGUAAUCUAAUGAAUCUACAUCAUCACCAUUGUUUAUAGGAUUAACAAAAUAUAAUCCAGAAUUUGGAGAUUGGGUAGUAGAUUAGAUGAAGAAUAUUACUUUGGAAUGGGUACAUGCAAAAAUAAACAGCUGAAAUUGCUUUAUAAGAUAAGGAUAAAUAAUUAGACAGAUUAAAGAAAUUCUUAAAUUACAUUUUAAAUUAAAUAAAAUAAAUUGGUCAAAUUACUAAUUCUCAAGAUUAAUUCACUUAGCUUACACUCUUAAUUGAAGCCUUAACUUAUGCAAUUCUUAUUUCAAGCAAACAAAAGAAUAAAGAACCAAUAUUGUUAGAUGUAGAAGAAGAAGACUUUAAAAAUAUUCUAUAGACAAUAGAAGUAACAAGUUAAUCAUAUGAAAUUUGUAAUAUGAUAAUCAGAUUGUUUACUACUUUAAUUAAAUUGCCAUAACCAUAUGUUUUAAAUAUGUAGUUAUAAUAAACUGAAAUCUAAGACAUGACAUAAUUAUUAUUGCAAAAAUCCCCCUUAUAUAAAUUAAGAUUGUUUUCGAUUUUAGUGUGGAUUAGCAAUGAUGUUGUUAAUCUAAUUAAACCGCAUAUACAUAAAUUCUUUGAAUAAACGAUAGAAUCAUUAAAAAAAUAGACAAUACAGUUUUGUUUGAUUACUUUCUUUUGUUGA
Molecule: messenger RNA, 951 nt
Organism: Paramecium sonneborni
Lineage: Eukaryota; Ciliophora; Oligohymenophorea; Peniculida; Parameciidae
Source: the annotation of a GenBank genome assembly